This is a messenger RNA of Prosopis cineraria, 1893 nucleotides long. Its product is annotated as probable inactive poly [ADP-ribose] polymerase SRO5. Gene Ontology annotation, molecular function: NAD+ poly-ADP-ribosyltransferase activity. The coding region runs from base 336 to 1424 and encodes 362 amino acids. Lineage: Eukaryota; Viridiplantae; Streptophyta; Magnoliopsida; Fabales; Fabaceae. The record is from RefSeq and is a predicted model, not a curated record. The transcript is spliced from 5 exons.
UGCAUGCCCUUACUUCCAUAACUGUUUUCUCUUCUUCUCCAAGAAAACUGCUUCACAUCCAUUCCCAACUCUCUUUCUCUUGCUUUCUUUCUCGCCACGUUUUCUCUUUCUCUCGGUUUUACCCACAUGUAUAAUCCAACUUCAUUUCUUCUUUCCUUUUAUGGUUACAUAUAACCUCCAAACACAUCCCCUAUUCAUUUAUUUGAUUGGUUUCGUUUCACGUCCCGACUUAAUUCUGUAGAUAUACAUCCAACUUGGGCUUCUGUUCUUGGUUGUUUGAUUGGUUAUAGCAUUCUGUGCUUCUCUUACAGUUUGCGCGGUUUUAUUGUACCGUUAUGUGUUUCGACAAUAUGUUGCUAGAAAUCUGUCACAAUGGGUCCAGUCCACGGUUGAAAGUUGAUGAGAUUGGAACUUCAGCUUCGAACGAAUCCGUUAAGCAAGAGGCAAGCGAUGAAUCAGAUCAUAUGAGGGUCGAGAAUUCGGUCUGGGAGACCUCGAGCAACGAGGGAUCAACGGUUUCAGAUUGCGAGAGUGCUGUUUCUGGUAGCACUUAUGUGCGGCACCAGAUGUUCGAUGAAGGUUUUCUUAGACUCGCUGAAGGAGAGAGGGCUCAUGAUCUCAUUCGCAGAAGAUUCAUUCUGGGUUUGGGGACGCUUGGGGCGAAAACGGAGGUCGUUGCAAUCCAUAGAAAUGCUUGUUCUAGCGUUACGGCGCGAGCUCGAAUUCAAUCAUUUGAGGUUUAUAUGCGAGCUGAGGAAAAGCGUCGUGGUAAUGCCAAUGUGAAGUAUGCAUGGUAUGGGACUUCUGGCAAGGAAGAGGUACGAGAGAUUAUUUCCCAUGGUUUUUGUAAUGGCGGUAAAACUCAGAAUAAUGGACAUUUUGGUUGCGGAUUAUCUCUCUCUUCAGAUGAUUCUCCUAUGGAAAGUUUGAAAAGCUCUAAUGUUGACAAAGACGGUCUAAGGCACUUAUUACUAUGUCGCGUUAUUUUGGGGAGGCAGGAGCUUGUGCAUCCUGGUUCUGAGCAAUGCCAUCCUAGUUCUGACGAAUAUGAUUCAGGGGUGGACAGUCUUUCAGCUCCUAAGAAGUAUAUCAUUGGGUGUACCCGGAUGAAUUCUCAUAUUUUUCCGGAAUACGUUAUAAGUUUCAAGGUUCCUGGCAUGAAAGGGCUAACGAAGUUUGAAGAAACUUUAAAAACGCCAUCUUCCCCUUGGAUGCCAUUUCCAAGUCUAAUUUCUGUGCUCUCGAAGUUCUUGCCUCCAUCUACUAUUGCCUUGAUCUCCAAAUUCCACAAAGAUCACACAGAAAAGAAGAUUUCACGGCGUGAACUCAUACAAAAAGUAAGACAAAUAGCAGGAGACGAGUUGUUGAUUUCAGUCAUCAAAUCUUUCAGAGCAAGAAAACGUGCAACCGUUCAGCUAAGGUGAAGAACUGAAGUAGAAUAAGACAGCUUGGUCAUUAAAACUGAACAAGUUGUAUCCCAAGAUCUAUUAUGAGCUGUUAACAUGUAGAUAUCACACCGGAGUUGACAUGAUGCUCACUGACUCGGAAUCACUAAUAGAGAGAAGACACAAUCCGCUCGAGGGGUCACUGGUCACUGACUUGUUAACCGAUCUUCACCGUACGGCCUGGUUGAGGAGCAGCGUGACUCUUGAGGAUUUGAUAAAUGGUGAAUUGUAAUCACGGUGGUAUUAUCGAGUAACAGUUUUCCUCUUUCUUUUCUUUCUUUCUCUACUUUUUCCCCCUCUAGUAGCAAGUCGGAAUGGAAUGAUAUCAACCAGGAACAAGGAAAGUUAUAUGGACAUCUUGAAUGGCUUUCACUGUGGUUCCUUCUCUCAAUUGUAAACCCCCCCUGUUUUGUCAGUAUAUGAUGAUACUUUUUAGAAUUUGGAUCCA